Tripterygium wilfordii is the source of this 3397-nucleotide messenger RNA. RefSeq names its product copper-transporting ATPase RAN1-like. The record is from RefSeq and is a predicted model, not a curated record. Gene Ontology annotation, cellular component: membrane. The coding region runs from base 246 to 3272 and encodes 1008 amino acids. Gene Ontology annotation, molecular function: ATPase-coupled monoatomic cation transmembrane transporter activity; ATP hydrolysis activity; ATP binding. The transcript is spliced from 9 exons. NCBI's taxonomy places the organism in Eukaryota, Viridiplantae, Streptophyta, Magnoliopsida, Celastrales, Celastraceae. Gene Ontology annotation, biological process: monoatomic cation transport.
ACAACGGUAGUGGUAGUACAAGACCAUCCCCAAUCAACGGAACAGCAUCCAUGGAAGUACAAAGGGGAUUCAUUACAACUAAUCCGGCAAUAAAUCGGAUUCUCAGAUAUUAUUAUUAUUGAAUAUAAGAAAUCCACCCUCCACCAUCUCUCCCUUGGCUGCACCAUCCCUCUCUCUCGCUCUUCUCCUCUCUCUCAAUUCCUCUCUCACCGUCUCUACUCCUCUGUCUCUCUCGAUCCGGGACAAUGGCGCCGCCGAGUCUGAGGGACCUGCAGUUGACCCAGGUCGCUAGAGGACGGAAGGCGCUGCCGGACGGCGAGGAUACCGGUGACCUUGAGGAUGUGAGGCUUUUGGACGCCUACGAUGAGGUUGGCGAGGAGUAUAAUUUGUCCCAAAUUGAACAAGGGAUGAGGAGAAUUCAGGUGACAGUCACCGGGAUGACCUGUGCGGCUUGCUCCAAUUCGGUGGAGGCUGCUCUAAUGGAUGUUAAUGGGGUGUUUAAGGCCUCUGUUGUACUGCUUCAAAACAAGGCCUAUGUUGUAUUUGACCCCAACUUGGUUAAGGACGAUGACAUCAAGAAUGCAAUUGAAGAUGCCGGGUUUGAGGCAGAAAUUCUGACAGAACCCUCUAAAUCCGGGACAAAGUCUCACGGGACCCUUGUUGGGCAGUUCACUAUAGUGGGUAUGACAUGUGCAGCAUGUGUGAACUCUGUUGAAGGUAUUUUGCGAGAUCUUCCUGGUGUCAAAAGGGCUGUGGUUGCGUUAGCUACUUCAUUAGGGGAAGUGGAGUAUGACCCUACUGUGACUAGUAAAAAUGACAUAGUCAAUGCAAUUGAAGAUGCUGGUUUCGAAGCUUCACUCGUACAGAGCAGUGAGCAGGAUAAAAUCAUACUAGGGGUUGCAGGAGUGCUCAGUGAGAUGGAUGCGCAGCUCUUGGAAGGAAUUCUUAGCAAUUUGAUUGGGGUGAGACAAUUUCGUUAUGAUAGGGUGUCAGGAGAACUUGAUGUUCUCUUUGAUCCUGAAGUGGUCCGUUCUAGAGCACUAGUUGAUGGCAUUGAGGAAGGAAGCGGCGGGAGAUUUAAACUGCGUGUUAUGAAUCCUUACGCAAGAAUGACUUCUAGGGAUGUUGAGGAAGCAUCGACGAUGUUCCGACUAUUCCGCUCCAGUCUUUUUCUCAGUAUCCCUAUCUUUCUCAUAAGAGUAGUUUGUCCACGCAUACCGCUUGUGUAUUCCUUACUGCUCUGGCGAUGUGGACCCUUCCUAAUGGGUGAUUGGUUGAAGUGGGCGUUGGCAAGUCUUGUUCAAUUUGUUAUUGGGAAGCGCUUCUACAUUGCUGCUGGCCGAGCUCUGCGAAAUGGCUCUACAAACAUGGAUGUCUUGGUUGCGUUGGGAACUUCAGCCUCUUACUUCUACUCUGUUUGUGCACUACUAUAUGGUGCAAUAACUGGCUUUUGGUCCCCGACAUACUUUGAAACAAGUGCUAUGCUAAUAACAUUUGUUUUGCUGGGAAAAUAUUUGGAGUGUCUUGCGAAGGGGAAAACUUCAGAUGCUAUCAAGAAGUUAGUAGAACUGGCGCCAGCUACGGCACUACUGGUGGUCAAAGACAAAGGUGGAAGUCUCAUUGGAGAAAGAGAAAUAGAUGCUUUGCUAAUUCAGCCUGGUGAUAUACUAAAAGUUCUACCUGGUACUAAGGUUCCAGCUGAUGGAGUGAUUGUAUGGGGUUCAAGUUAUGUCAAUGAGAGUAUGGUAACAGGUGAAUCUGCUCCAGUUUUGAAGGAGGUUAAUUCAUCAGUUAUUGGCGGGACAAUUAAUUUGCAUGGCGCUCUUCACAUACAAGCUAGUAAAGUAGGAUCUGACACUGUUUUGAGCCAGAUAAUUAGUUUGGUUGAGACAGCGCAGAUGUCAAAGGCUCCUAUUCAGAAGUUUGCUGACUUUGUAGCGAGCAUUUUUGUCCCCACAGUUGUUGCAAUGGCACUUUUGACCUUUUUGGGUUGGUACCUAGCUGGAGUUUUUGGAGCUUACCCAGAACACUGGCUACCUGAAAAUGGCAACUACUUCGUCUUUGCCCUCAUGUUUUCAAUAUCUGUGGUGGUGAUUGCAUGUCCCUGUGCACUUGGCUUGGCAACACCUACUGCUGUCAUGGUGGCAACAGGAAUUGGGGCGAAUAAUGGUGUAUUGAUUAAAGGAGGAGAUGCUUUAGAAAGGGCUCAGAAGGUUAAAUACGUGAUAUUUGAUAAAACUGGCACCCUGACACAAGGAAAGGCUACCGUUACAACUGCUAAAGUUUUCUCUGGAAUGGAUCGUGGAGAAUUUCUCAGAUUGGUUGCUUCCGCAGAGGCUAGCAGUGAACAUCCUCUCGCGAAAGCAAUUUUGGAAUAUGCCCGCCAUUUCCAUUUCUUUGAAGAGCCUUCUGAAAAUGAGGAAUCUCACGGCCAGAUCAAAGACUCUGGAGUUUCUGGAUGGCUUCUUGAUGUCUCUGACUUCUCUGUUCUGCCUGGAAGCGGGGUCCAUUGCUUUAUUAAUGGAAAAAGGAUUUUGGUUGGUAACCGAAAGCUGCUGACUGAAAGUGGGAUUGCCAUUCCAACCCAUGUAGAAAAUUUUGUAGUAGAACUGGAAGAAAGUGCCAAGACUGGCGUCCUUGUUGCAUAUGACGAUAACAUAAUUGGUGUUUUGGGGGUUGCAGACCCAUUAAAGAGAGAAGCUGCUGUGGUUAUAGAGGGGCUUGGCAAGAUGGGUGUUAAAUCUGUCAUGGUUACAGGAGAUAAUUGGAGGACGGCUAGAGCUGUAGCUAAAGAGGUUGGCAUUCAAGAUGUGAGGGCAGAGGUAAUGCCAGCGGGAAAAGCAGAUGUUAUAAGUUCAUUUCAGAAAGAUGGAAGUGUAGUUGCUAUGGUGGGAGAUGGUAUAAAUGAUUCUCCCGCUCUGGUUGCUGCCGAUGUUGGUAUGGCCAUAGGGGCUGGGACAGAUAUAGCCAUAGAAGCUGCUGACUAUGUAUUGAUGAGAAACAACUUGGAAGACGUAAUUACUGCAAUCGACCUUUCAAGGAAGACUUUCUCUCGUAUUCGAUUGAAUUAUGUUUUUGCCAUGGCCUACAAUGUCAUUGCAAUCCCAAUCGCAGCAGGUGCAUUAUUUCCUCUCCUAGGGAUCAAGCUGCCACCAUGGGCAGCCGGUGCUUGUAUGGCUCUCUCAUCUGUCAGUGUUGUGUGCUCGUCUUUGCUUCUCCGGUUGUACAGAAAACCUAGACUUACCACCAUAUUAGAAAUAACUGUAGAGUAGGAGGAGGAGCGAAAAUGUACCCAGCAUGUCUCAACUCUCAACUCAAUAGGAAGAGAAAGUGUAAAUGGGAUAAAUUGUUGUGUGAUUCAUUUAGUAAAUCUCAGUUUUGUGUGUUUGUGUUACAA